AUGGCUGCUCUCGCCGGCCGCCGGACGACGCUCCUCGCUCGAAACCACGCCGUCAUGCUCGCCAGCCAGCUCCCGAGAGCCAUGGCCCUCCGGCAAGCGUACGCCGUGCGACCCAAGCCCACCGAGCCCCUCGUCAUCGACGGCACGUCGUACCCGCGCGACGCCUUCACCAACGCGACCCCGACCAUCCUCGACAAGCUCCCGCGACGACUGCACCUCCAGCCCUCGCACCCGAUCGGCAUCCUGCGCAGCCUCAUCGAGUCGCACUUCUCGUCGUUCGCGCACCUCAACUCGCUGUCGCCCAUCGUCACGGUCGCCCAGAACUUUGACGACCUCGGGUUCCCCGCCGACCACCCGGGCCGCGCCCUCACCGACUCGUACUACCUCAACGAGCGCCACAUGCUGCGCACACACACGUCGGCGCACGAGGUCGAGCUGUUCCGCCAAGGGCUCGACCAGUUCCUCGUCACGGCCGACGUGUACCGCCGCGACGAGAUCGACCGGUCGCACUACCCCGUCUUCCACCAGAUGGAGGGCUGCAACGUCGUCGACCCGGCCCAGGGCGGCAUCGAGCGCCUCGAGCGCGAGAACGCCGAGAUGCGCGCGGCCCUCGGCGCCGCCAACAUCGUCAUCGAGGACCCGACCGGCGUCGAGACGGCGACCAACCCUUACCAGGCCGAGCACGACCCGCGCACGGCGCGCAUCAUCGCCGAGCACCUCAAGAACUCGCUCAACGGCCUCGUGCUCAAGCUGUUCGGCGGGCGGGCCGGCGGCGACGGCGCAGAGCCGCUCCGGGUCCGGUGGAUCGAGGCGACGUUCCCGUGGACGGCGCCGAGCUACGAGGUCGAGGUCAUGUUCAACGGCAAGUGGCUCGAGAUCCUCGGGUGCGGUGUCGUGCGGCAGGCGGCUCUCGACAAGUCGGGCGUCGGCCACAAGCAGGGGUGGGCGUUCGGCCUCGGCCUCGAGCGCAUCGCCAUGGUCCUGUUCUCGAUCCCCGACAUCCGCCUCUUCUGGUCGUCCGACGCACGGUUCAGCAACCAGUUCCGCCAGGGCGACAUCACGACGUUCAAGCCCUACUCGCGCUUCCCCGAGUGCUACAAGGACCUCGCGUUCUGGCUCCCCGAGGCGAGCGGCGCUCAAGGCGGCGACAAGGUGCAGCAGUGGCACGAGAACGACUUCAUGGAGCUCGUGCGCGACGAGGCGGGCGACCUGGUCGAGGGCGUGCAGCUGAUUGACGAGUUCACGCACCCCAAGACGGGCCGGGUCUCGCGGUGCUACCGGUUCAACUACCGGUCGAUGGACAGGUCGUUGAGCAACGAGGAGGUGAACGUGAUCCAGGAGCGGGUGCAGGAGCGGGUGACGAGCGAGAUGGGGGUCGAGGUGCGGUAGUCGGCGGUGCGACUGGGUGCAACUAUGUAGCAGUCAUUGCGCACAGAG
Rhodotorula graminis WP1 is the source of this 1437-nucleotide messenger RNA. RefSeq lists its product as uncharacterized. The record is from RefSeq and is a predicted model, not a curated record. Gene Ontology annotation, cellular component: mitochondrion; cytoplasm. Gene Ontology annotation, biological process: phenylalanyl-tRNA aminoacylation. Bases 1 to 1389 code for a protein of 462 amino acids. NCBI's taxonomy places the organism in Eukaryota, Fungi, Basidiomycota, Microbotryomycetes, Sporidiobolales, Sporidiobolaceae. The transcript has 5 exons. Gene Ontology annotation, molecular function: ATP binding; tRNA binding; phenylalanine-tRNA ligase activity.